AUGCAAGGAGUGGUGGUGAACAGAGGUCGAGGGAACAUCAUCAUCCCAGCAGAGCGCUGGCAGUACGUGCAGCAGCAGCUGGCGAUCAUUCGCAGCCAAAUACCACCCCCGAUGCCCAAAUCGCCCCCAGCACAACCACAGUUAGCGUGGCAGAGAGCAACACUAUCAGCAUCAGCACCACUAGCAGCACCACCAUCAGUCAACGGGGGAGCAUUUGCAGCAGCAGCAGCAACACUAGGGAGGGAUGGUACUCUAGUCGAUUUCCCUCACAGCAAUCCAGGGCUGCUUCGGCCGGAGCAACCAGCACCGAUCGCACCACCAACGGGGAACACAGCAACGCUGAUAUCCGCGCAGGGAGAUACAGUGAAUCUGGACAAGGGCGGCGAGGAGCAGCGCACAGAGGAGUGGUUCGCUCUCAGAGCCAACCGGCUGACAGCCAGCGCGUUUGAGAAGGCCGUGGGAUUCUUUCCAGGGGGGAGGCAGCAGCUGUGGGAGGAGAAGGUGGGCCUGAGGGCGCCGUUUGCUGGGAACGAGGCGACCGCGUGGGGGCAGGGGAGGGAGGAGGAGGCGCUGAGGGAGUAUGAGCGGCUUACAGGAGGGCACGUGGAGCAUAGAUCGUUCCAGAUAUACAGGGAUUCUGACCCAACCUUCUCAUGGCUCGGUGCAUCCCCCGAUGGUCUCCUCCCCUCCGACCCUCUCUCCCUGCACUCGUCCCCCCACUUGCCUGGCGUCCUCGAAAUCAAGUGCCCCUGGAACCGCGGUUUACCACUCUCAGCCGCUCCUUACCCCUCCGUACCGCACUACUACAUGCCCCAAAUCCAAGGCCUGCUAGAAAUAUUCGACCGAGAUUGGCUGGAUUUUUUCGUAUGGACAAAAAGGGGCGGCAGUGCACUGUGGAGGGUGGAAAGAGACGAAAAGUACUGGGGUUUACUGUUCACGGCGCUAGAGGAGUUUUGGUGGGUGCAUGUGGUACCUGCUAGGGAAGCCUUAAGAGAGGGACAAAAGGACGACGAGGUGAGGGAAAGGUUUUAUCCAGGACAGGCGCAUGUGCUCAUGAGGGAGAUAAAGAUGAGAAGUGAGCAGAUUUCGAAGGGGUGCCGAGUGGUGCUGAGGGGUGAUGCACAGAAUUAA
Molecule: messenger RNA, 1131 nt
Organism: Closterium sp. Yama58-4
Lineage: Eukaryota; Viridiplantae; Streptophyta; Zygnematophyceae; Desmidiales; Closteriaceae
Source: the annotation of a GenBank genome assembly